GAUUAAAAAUGUAUUAUUUUAUUUAGAAUCUAUAUAAUAAAUAAGCAUUUUUUUAAAAUAAUAUAAUCUAGGGUUAGAUCUAGAUAUCAUAUAAAAUAAUUAAAUCAUAUUUCUCUGUGCUUAAUUAUAGAUCUAAUUAUACUAAGACAAGUAUAUAGACUAGUAUAGUGCGUGACAGACCUAUUAUUCUAGUUCUAAAUUUAAAUCUAGAUCUACCUAGUAUUAAGUAACCUAUUCAAGGCUUUUGAUAAGGAUGUUAAGUUAGAUAAAAAUAACUUCUAUAGCACUAUAAGAAACAUUCCUGUUAACAUAAGUCAAGUGAAAGAAGGAAGUUAGACUAAAAUAAAGAUUUAAGAUCUAUGUCCUAGAAUUUGAGUGAUCAGUGCAGGUCUAGAUCUAGAUCUGUACUGUUAUGACAUGUUGAGAAGGAUAGCACAUUCUAAAUAAAUUUUUAUCUUCAGGGCCAGUAGAUCUUAUUUUAAUAAAUUGAAACAGACUCAAGAUUUGUAGAUCUUACUUUGAGAGUCUAGAGACUCUUAUAUCAAGAACUAUUAGUAUUGAAAAUAAUGAUGAACUCUGGUUUAACAUUGACUGGUGGCAUUGUGGACAAUGUUAGAUUUGAAUCAACUGACCAUGGGAAAUCAGUUCUUGCAGGCUUACAACAUCUGCGAGAAAUGCAACAGCUUUUUGAUGUUAUACUUGUUGCAGAAAGCCGAGAAUUCCCAGCACAUAGAGUUGUUUUGGCUUCAUGCAGUGAUUAUUUUAGGGCAAUGUUUACUGAUGGUCUAAGAGAAUGUAAAGAAUCUAGAGUUUGUCUCAAUGGGCUCACAGCUUCAAGCAUUGCACAUUUAAUAGAUUUUGCUUAUAAUUCUACCAUAAACUUAGAUUCUGAUAAUGUACUUGAUGUUUUGUCCGGAGCUACACAUGUUCAGAUACUUCCAGUCAUCAACGCUUGUGAGAACUACUUGAAAAAUCACCUGACUCUAGAGAAUUGUGUCAACACUGCAAGAGUAGCAGAACUUUUUUCUCUAAGGCAUCUUCAGCAGCACGUUCUCAACUUUAUCUGUAGAAACUGGGCCACAUUCUCUAUGUGUUGUGAAUUUCACCAUAUCACUCCCCAGUUUCUCGUGUCCGUCUUGUCGUCAGGCUAUCCAGUCAACUGUAAAGAAAUUGAUGUAUUCAUGUCUGUUCUGAGCUGGUUUUCCUACUUCCCAGCUGAAAGACUUAGUCAGGUGGAGAAUGUUUUGCAAUGUGUAAUAUUUGAAAAUAUUUCAUCAAGUGAGUUAGAAAAUAUUCUUAACACCAAGGAGUGGAUUGAAUUGUCCGACAGCUGUCCCAAUUUGCUGGAAUCAUUACCGUCUCUUGGUAGAUUACUUAACGGGGUGACACCAGCAACAGCGUUUGAUGACACCAUCAUAAAUGUGACCAAUUACAACCCUCUAGUCAAUUCAAACAUUUCAGUGACCAGAAUAGAAUUGAAAGAAACCAACUUCAAACCUUUUAAAAAACACAAACUUCCAGGACUGAUCAAUAGCCGAGGUUUUCACUCCAACAUAAUUGUCGCUGGUGGAUUUCGUAAAGAGUCUGGAAUGACAAACAAUGUCAUGUAUUUGGACUAUUGCACAAUGUCCUUUCGGCACCUCACCAAAAUUCCCCAUCUUGACCAGAUCAAUUUUGGCAUGUGUGUAUUUCAAAACCAGCUGUAUAUUGUUGGAGGGUGUUUUAAUGAUCAUAUGCAAGAAAUUGCACACCCAUUUGGUUUUCGGUACUCACCUACAAUGGAUGAAUGGAUAAGCAUUGCUCCAAUGCAUCAGGAGAGGUGUCGAUUUCUUCUAUGUUCAACUGAAGAUCAAAUCUAUGCCAUAGGUGGAGAUCCAUUUGCCUCUGAUGCCACUUUGGAAGAUGUGGCACCUUGCGAGGUGUACAGCCCUAAAACUAACAAGUGGAAAUAUAUCACAUCUCUUCCUGGAAAUAGGUCGCAGCUGGCUGGAACCAGCUUUGGGAAGACUGUGCUUAUUUCUGGUGGCAUUCAAGAAAUUGAGGAAAAGGUUUUCAAUGACUUUUAUCUGUACAACCCUCGAACAGAUAUAUGGGAAAGAAAGGCCGACCUGUUGACCCCAAGAGCAGAUCAUUCUAUGUUUGUUUGGGAGGAAAAAGUGUAUGUCAUAGGUGGCUGGCAUCUUGAUGCUUUAACCAAUCGAAGAGUGAUGGCCACAAGCAUAGACUGCUAUGACUUUUGUACUGAUUCGUGGGAAGUGGUUGGCUCAUUAAAUACUGUACGUACUUAUGGUACCUAUACGCUAGACCAAGAUUGUAUUUAUGCCAUAGGAGGAUGGUGUGAUGGAGAUCAUGCCCAAAAAUGUAGGACUAUAGAUACUUUUGAUCUUCGCUUUCAAAAGUGGGCUCAAGGGCCAGAACAAAACAUUGCAUUAUGGGAACAUGGUUCCUGUUCGUUGUAUUUACCGAAAUUUGUGCCUACUACAUAAAUUCAUGUUAAUUUAUUUCUUUUUGUGUCCCUAUUUUAUUUGAACCUUUAAUAUUUCAAUGCCUUGAUACAUUGGUAAAAAUGAAUCUCGUAUUUAAAAUUUUUACAUUUAAAUUUUGUAACAAAUAAUGAGCUUUUGAUAUUUUUUAUAUUUAUAUUGUAGCCUAAACUUGUUUUAUUUUUUUAAUAGAGGGUAACAAAGAAUUCCUUUUGAUUUAAAAGCAAGGGUUAAUUUUCCUUCUGAAUGUGUGAUUUCUGCUUUCGGUUAUUGUUACAAUGAUUCUGAGUUCAAACCCUAUUCAUAAGCAUCUUCCCUACCCACCAUUUCAUCCCCCCCCCCUUCCAACAGAAAAAAUUGCAUUUCAGCUAUAAUAUAUCCUUUUUUUUUAAAAGAACAACUAAAAGUUAAAAUAGCAAACCUUAAAAUGUAUUAAUUCAUCACUUUAUCCCAUUAGGAUUAUAUUUUAAGGAUUUUGGAUGUGAAGAAAUUAACACACGUUACCCUUCUUUUUGUCUUUAAAAUAGAGUCUGCAUUAACUAGUCAUUACCAGCAGUUCAGAAUGUAGCUGUUCUAUAGUCCACCAUACAUUCAUAUUAACUCUGGGUCUACAUGUAGUGUUCGUCAUCAUUUAGUGAUGCUAACACUAGAAGAAGAAUAUUGUGUGCCAUCUAUUUAAUUUGCUUAAUUUAUACUUCCAUAACAUUUGAAACUUGUGCGGUUUUAUUUUUUGUAGCAUUGCAAUGACAACACACAUCUGACUAGAACUUGCAGACUUUUCUCUACAACACAAUGUAGUAGAUGGACUGUGUUCUCAUUCCAAACCAGGUUUAACACUGGCAUUGUUUGGUCUGGUAAACAUUGGUGAACACAAGUUUCCUUUUGCAUUUAAAAUUGUAAAUGUGUUAAACACUUUUUAUUUAUUGUGUAACAUGCACUUAGCUGCAUUUGUUCUUCAUCUCUGUUUAUGUGACUUAUGGUGCUUAUCAUUCAUUACAUUUGAAUUCCAUCCAUUGUCUAUUUAUUUCAUCACUCAUUUACCCAUGAGUCUCAGUCAUCCAAGUCAACUUACAUUUUUUAAUCCGAUCCAAUUUUUUUUUAGCUGUAGAAAUUAUUUAUUUGUAAAACAAGUUGCUAAAGUCACUUGCAGUCAACAAAUAUUGAUUUGAUAAGAUAUAAGAAAUUUGUUAUAAUGUUUUUACCAUUCAACAAGAUUUGACUCAACCAUUUAUAUUUUAAAUUCCCAAGAUUAAAAAUAUCUAGAACCUAAAUUUGACAUGUCUAUGGUACUAUAUUUAGCACAAACAUUCCAAAUACACUUGACAGUGUUUUUAUAAGAUAAGAUCAGUUAAAAAAAAAAAAGAAUAUUUAUAGAAGCAUUAUAAUUAUAUUGAUUAAUGCAUCAGACUAUUUUAUUUGCUUGUUUUUUUGUUUGUGUUUUAACAUGACAAAAUAUGAAGAUCUCUGCUUUUUACUUAUUGAAGUUUAGAUUUAUGGUUUAAAAUAUAAAUGUAUAUUUGAAAGACGCAAUGUGUGUGUGAGAGAGAAGAAUUUCUUUAUUUAGUUUUUACAUUUCUUAUGAUGACCAGAAAAAAAUAUCAACAACAUUGUGUAAGAAAAGUGACCAGAUGAAACAUCAACAAUAGGUUCAAUGAAAAGCAAACAAAAUUUUAUAGUUUGAAUAAAUAUAUUAGACAAUGAUU
This is a messenger RNA of Biomphalaria glabrata, 4186 nucleotides long. RefSeq names its product kelch-like protein 26. Bases 567 to 2486 code for a protein of 639 amino acids. Gene Ontology annotation, molecular function: protein binding. NCBI's taxonomy places the organism in Eukaryota, Metazoa, Mollusca, Gastropoda, Planorbidae. The record is from RefSeq and is a predicted model, not a curated record. The transcript has 3 exons.